AGCAGAAGUGGAAACGCGUGAAAAAGGAAGAGACAAGUUAAAUAUGACUGACUGACUCGAGUUAUGUGUGAAUGAUGCCCACUCUGAUCACCUCAAACACCUGCUGCUGCGCAGCGACUGACGCCCGUUCCGCCCUCUCGCGCCGCGUCCGACCCCCCAUCCCCCCACCCCUGCGCCCUCCGUCGCCCGCAGAGCCAAUCACCCGCGGCUGCUGGAAGUAGGACAAACCGCUUCCUGGUUGCGGGUUUAAGGAGGAGCGGCAGGAGUUCGUCAGGAGCGGGUCAGAACCGGCGCACAAGCGGAUCGAACCAGUGACAGCACUAACCCGACAAAGAUCAGGCGCUACCGGAGACCGAACCGCGGAGCCGGUGCGCGCGAGGUCGACGCGCGUCACAUUCAGGAAGUAGGAGAGCACCGGCCGUCAGGUGGGACGCGACGCGGCGGGGAAACUCAGGUGACACCGGCUCAGAACUGAUCGCGAGGAACAGACGUGUAAAGUGGACAUCUGUACGUUUAUGGACUGGAGGUGGCGAUGUCUCCAGGAGAGGACGGUCUAAUCGGGAUUCCCUUCCCGGAGCACAGCAACGAGCUCCUGUCCCGUCUCAAUGCUCAGCGGCGGACGGGGCUGCUCUGUGACCUCACGCUGACCUCGCGCGGCACCCGAUACCCGACACACCGCUCCGUCAUGGCCGCCGUCAGUCUGUACUUCCGCCGUCUGUUCGGGGCAGAGGAGGGCGAGGACGGAGGCGAGGGGGUCGGCGACAGCUGUAGCGUGUGCCAGUUAGACUGCGUGUCUCCCGACGCGCUGGCAGCGCUGCUGGAGUUCGCCUACACCGCCACACUGACCAUCCGCAGCUCGUGCAUGCGGGAAGUCCUGAAGGGGGCGCAGCUGUUGGGCAUUCAGUGCGUGGCGGACGCCUGCAGGGACAUUUUGGGCGAGUCGGGCGAGGAUCCGACAGACCCCGUGGGAGAGGCGGAACGGCUACCGUCCCGUCGUAAACAGCACCGAUGUUCUGUGGUCAGAGCGUCGUCCCCCGUGCGACCGGCUUGGAGAAAUUCCCAGCAGGAUGCACCACUCGUAUCUGAGUACAGCCUGCUUCCCACGCAAGGGCGAGAAGGACACCCGCCUGCUGCCAUCGGGCAAGACGGAGCGACGCACCGGGGCGCACUGAUGAACGGAGGUUCUCGCUGGCCACAGGAGUCGACCCUGAUCCCGCACCGACCCGAAGACCCGCCGUCAGAUGAAGACGAGUCGGGCCUGCAAGGACGGGCUACGCCCCACACCAACCAAUCGCCAGGGGAAGGAGGAAAGGGCGGAGUAAUGGUGGUAGGUGGCAGGAAGAGGAAGUCUCAGACGCCACAGCAGUGUCCGGUCUGUCAGAAGAUCAUCCACGGAGCAGGAAAGUUGCCACGUCACAUGAGAACGCACACGGGAGAGAAACCCUUUCAGUGCACGGCCUGUGGCGUCCGUUUCACACGGAACGACAAGCUGAAGAUUCACAUGAGGAAACACACGGGCGAGAGGCCGUAUCCCUGCACCAGCUGCCCGGCUCGCUUCCUGCACUCCUACGACCUGAAGAACCAUCUGUCGUUACACAGCGGGGAUCGGCCUUUCGAGUGCCCACUCUGCCACAAGGCCUUCGCCCGUGAGGACCAUCUGCAGCGCCACAGAAAGGGCCACAGCUGUUUGGAGCUGCGCACCCGUCGCCCGCGUCGUGGUAACGGCCAGGACCCCGCCGCCUCUCCGACGUCCGAUUCGUACGAUCUCGAGCGUGCGAGCGCGCUGGCAGCCGCCCGACACCUGUACCAGCAAGACGGCCACAGCGUGCCGAUUCAGUUACUGGGGCCUGGCGGGAUACCCAUCCCUGAGUUGAUGUGGAGGGCGAUCGGUACACCCCUGGGGGAAACGUUGAAAAAAGGAGGGGGGAACUCGUCUCCACACAGUAGUACAUCAGUUACGCAUAAAAAAUGGGAGGAGGAUGAAGAUGAGGAAGACAAGGUUUAAAAGAUGGAGAAAGAGUGAAAACGCUUGUCUGUGUGUGUGUCUUGUGUGUGUGUGUGUGUGUGUGUGUGUGUGUGUGUGUGUGUGUGUGUGUGUGUGUGUGUGUGUGUGUGUGUUAUCAUCUUCUUCUUCCUUCAUACAAUUCAAACUUUCUUCUUUCAUACAAAGACCUAAUGGGUUAAACAGGGUUUGAAACUAUAUAAACUUUAUUUUGAGUUAAUGUUUGCAUUUAGAUUUACAGAAGAUUCGUAAGUGUGUGGAGAUUAAUAUUGUUCACACUAUGCAAAGAUAAAAGAGUGUUUGAACAAAUGUGGUAAAAAAGAAGAAUUAAAAGCAGCGUGUGGAUGUGUAAUAAUGAUGAUAUAUCGCCACCUGCAGACAGUGAAGUAGUAAAGCUCAGGGGUUUUUUUCUAUCGGCUCUGAAAUUUCCUUUCAUUCCAAAUGAAUGAUGAUUUUUCUAAACCAAAGACUGAGGUACCUUUGAAAGAAUUAUUUUUAGAUAGGAGCAUGCCUCAAAUCUCUCACACUUAUAAAGGGCUUCGUUGAAAAUGAGCCUGUGGGCCUUUUAUGUUUUUUUUCUCACUUAAAGAGCUUUAAUGAAUUUAAUAGUAGAAAAGUGAUUUAUAAUAAAUAAUAAUAAUAAGUGGAGGAUGAAACUCUUUUGUAAACAGUUGUAUUUAUUUAUUGGUUGGUUUAUUAUUUAUUGUGGCGUUUGGGUUAUUCUGCAUCUCUUCACAUCUUUCUGUCAGUCUGAAGUUAUUCCUCUUUGUGCUGAGACCUCAGUUAAAUUCUUGGGUCUGAUCUGAGAUCAGCUUUGCCUUUUUUCUCGUAAUGGCCUCAGGUAGAUGCAGUGUGAUGUCUGAUCUCCGAUCAGUGCCGUGCUUACGUCUGCUGCACGUAAAGUUAUUUUGCAUGUGUACAAGCUCAGGUGCUGUAGAAAACCGCAAAGAUUUCUGGGAUUCCUCUGCAGUCUCUUCUGUUUGCAAAGUUUUGCACAUAAAAUGUCUAAAUAAAAUCAUCUCUAGUGACCGGUACACAACAGAGAAUAAAAUAAUAAAGACAUCAUGCCUUUCUGAAGCAAAUACAUAUCUGAGAUGUUUAAAAAACAUAAGAUAAUAAAUGAUUUGUAUUGUAUAAAAAAUUUGUCAACUUUAACUUUAGUUGCCUUCAGAGCUAGGGAGGGGUUUUUUUUUGGGGGGGGGGGGCAACUCUUAAAUAUUAAAGCAUAUAUUUAUAAUCUAUAUAAGAGAGAAUGGGAAACAUGUCAGAAUGCAUUCUGGGUAAUGGAGUCUGGUGUGUGUGUUACUGUACUGUUGAACAUAGGGGGAAAAUACCCAAAGUGGUUUAUUUGCACUAAAAUGGGAUCUUUGUGCUUUGAAAUAUUUUCUUAUAUUCUUCAUAUUCAUUAGCAAUUUAUGAUUGUAAAUCCUUAAAUUUCUUGAAAAAAAAUCUGGUCAUAAAUACUUCUCAGAAGUUGUGAUGUAAUAAGGUUGUGCUGCCUUGGUAUAACUUUUUGUUUUCUUUUUUUGCAAAUAUUCUCAGGAAAUCUUGAGCCAUGCACUAAGUGGUUAUGCAGAUGUUUGAUAAAAUAUUAAUUUAUUGUAUAUAUUUGUGUUCAGCAAUAUGAACAGACCAGUUAGAAAGUAAAGUUUCGUUUACUUGCAUCUGUCAUUUAAAAAAGAAAGAAUAUUAGUUAUUGAUUAGGAAUUUUCUUUUAUGAGAAACGAUAAGUGAUUGAUUGUUUGUUUGUGUUGUGUUAUUGUAUGAAUCGGUGCUGGUUUGGGUGAAGGGACUGCUGGUUAAAGCCUCUGAUUCAGGGAUAAAUUUCUGUUCAUAGAGUUAACUCUUUCUCACUGAUGGCAAAUAUUGUCUCAUGUUGUACAAAUAAAGAGCAAAUAAACAAAGAUU
Molecule: messenger RNA, 3910 nt
Organism: Paramisgurnus dabryanus
Lineage: Eukaryota; Metazoa; Chordata; Actinopteri; Cypriniformes; Cobitidae
Gene: zbtb7b
Product: zinc finger and BTB domain containing 7B
Biological process (GO): regulation of transcription by RNA polymerase II; positive regulation of gene expression
Molecular function (GO): DNA-binding transcription factor activity, RNA polymerase II-specific; RNA polymerase II cis-regulatory region sequence-specific DNA binding; protein binding
Source: RefSeq, a predicted model, not a curated record